AUCUUUGACAUGCCCAACUUGUAGAGGUUCGAAUUGUGACCAAGAAGUGGAAGAGAUGGAAUGUAAUCGACAUUCUUUACCUUUGCCUGGAGUAUACAAAAAGGACAAAAUUGCAUCAGCUGAUAAAGAGUAUAGAUGUUUGAAUUUGAAAUAUGGACCUGAUAAUGAUGUGACUGAAAUGAAGCAAUGCGUUGAAGUAGAAGUUGGUGAAGAUAUAUGCAAAUAUCUCAGUGAGCACCUGAAUGUAAAGGAGUGUUCAGCGCCCAGAAAUUAUUUAAUGGGUGGGUUGGCAGGCUCAAAUAAAAUAUCGGGUAUAACUGAACCUGAUUCAUCGGCUACAAAUGAAACUACUUCACUGGCUACGACUGAAACUGUUUCAUCGACUACAACUAAAACUGAUUCAUCGACUACAACUGAAACUGAUUCAUCGACUACAAAUGAAACUACUCCAUCAGCUACAACUAAAAAUGCUUCAUCGGCUACAACUAAAAAUGCUUCAUCGGCUACAACUAAAACUCCAUCGUCCACUACCCAGAAACCUAAUAGUUCUGGAAUUCAUACAUCAUCAGUAUUGACAUUGAUGACGGCAGUACUUGUUUGGAUUCAUUUAUAAUUGAUAUAUUAAUAAUUAUGGAAUACAACACAGAAGAUUUCAUUUCUGAAUAUGUCUUCUAGAAUAUUUUAGCAACAGUGCAUCAGAUAAAUAGUACCAGAUAUUGCAGUUUGAUUAUUGUUUCUUAGGGGAAUUGGAAUAUAAAUCACAGAACUGUGCAGGUAACUAUCCAAAAGGCCUGGCCCUGAUGCCUCAGUUUUAAUUGUUUUCGCCAAAAUUUCAAAGUUUAAUUAUUUGCUGUAGCACCUAUUUUGUAAUAAAAAGUAUCUCUGAAA
Messenger RNA from Leptinotarsa decemlineata (Colorado potato beetle), 888 nucleotides. RefSeq lists its product as uncharacterized. NCBI's taxonomy places the organism in Eukaryota, Metazoa, Arthropoda, Insecta, Coleoptera, Chrysomelidae. The record is from RefSeq and is a predicted model, not a curated record.